This is a messenger RNA of Histoplasma mississippiense, 243 nucleotides long. RefSeq lists its product with no specific name. Bases 1 to 243 code for a protein of 80 amino acids. The transcript has 2 exons. The record is from RefSeq and is a predicted model, not a curated record. NCBI's taxonomy places the organism in Eukaryota, Fungi, Ascomycota, Eurotiomycetes, Onygenales, Ajellomycetaceae.
AUGGAAGCAAGAGUUAAAUGGGAGAUGGAGAAGAGCAAAUAUAACAAUGAUAGGAAUAUCUAUGAGGACAAACUUGCAGGAGUUAGCAAGAUCAGACAAGAGAUCUUCAGAACGGUGGCAUUCAGUGAGCUGGAAAUAGCAACUAAUGGGAAUAGUUGCAUUGAUGUGAAAGAUCUUCUACUUGCUCUUAAGAAAAGGUUAUCACCCAGAACAGCAGACCGCCAGUAUGAGAUCAGUGGUUAG